Rotaria sp. Silwood1 is the source of this 4203-nucleotide messenger RNA. Lineage: Eukaryota; Metazoa; Rotifera; Eurotatoria; Philodinida; Philodinidae. The record is from the annotation of a GenBank genome assembly.
AUGGAUCAAUCAAUUACUGAUCAUUCUCAAACUGGACCUUCUCCAAUGUUUAAUUACAUUCCUCCUUCAGUACCUCCUGUAUCUACACUAAAUCAACAACAACCACAAUCACAAACAUUCAUAACACCACAACAUUCAUCAAAUGUUCAAUAUCCUCCAACAGCUCCCAACUCAUCAGAUGGUGAUACAUCAGCAACAAAUUUUAAUGCUCAACAACAACAGCAAAUGGCAGCUAUGAUGCAAAUGCAUCAACCAUGGGCUGCUGGUGGUGGUUUUCCUUCACCUUAUAUGAUGCCAUAUCCACCUGGAAUGAUGAUGAUGCCACCACAAGCUGGUUCAGAUCGACCAGGAUCACGUCAAUCAUCUCGUCCACCAUCUCGACAAAAUGCUACAGCUUCAGUAUCAUCAUCAAGAUCAUUAGUAAAUGGUCAAACAGGUGGUCAAACACCAGCAGUAUCUGGACAAGGAAUGUUACCAAUGCAAGGCUAUCCUGGAUUUAUGCCACCAGGAAUGUAUAAUCCAUGGUUUGAUCCAUAUUGGCAAUCAAUGUAUGCUGGUUAUGCAAAUCCAUAUAGUUUCGGAUAUACAGAUGAAAUGGUGAAAUAUUGGAGACAAAUGUCACAAACAGAUGAUGAUAGAUAUAGUCAUCAUUCAGCUGCAUAUUCACAAUCGAAACAAUCACAACACAGUUCAUCCAUGCAAACAUGGGGGUCGGUUGAUUCACUCAAUGAUCCGUAUUAUCAAAAUCAUAAUGCUUUUUUUAAUGGAUAUCCAACUAACAAGCCAUCAGUUCCAAAUCAAGCUAAACGACCAACAAAAACGACUACAGAUCCAAAUACACUUUUAACCACUGCAACUAUUCCAAAUCAACAAAUAACAUCAGUUGAAUCAAAAACAAAAACAAUUCCGGCACAAGAAAAUGGUGAAAACGAAGAAGGAGAUGAAGAUGAAGAUGAAGAUGAUGACGACGAUGAUGAUGAUGAUGAAAAUGAAGAAGAUUCGGAUGAUGCAAGUAGUGAUCGUUUUAGUAUCAAAUCUGAUUUAGCACAAGUUAAUGAAGAAUUUUCAAAAGCACGACGAACACCACUGUUAUUUAUUCGACCACAUUUACGAGCUAAAUUUGCUUUUGAUCAACUUAUUCAAGUCUUACCACAAUCACCGAGUGAUACAAAUCAACCGGCAACUGUAGAAAUUAUAUCUGCAAAUAGUUUACAUUCAAUGGCACCAUCGUUAGUCGAAGAACGACAAUUAAUGUCUGAUUUUAUUGGUCCUUUAACUGCAUCAACAGCAAAAUCAAAUGUUAUUCGAUAUUGCGAACGUCAAUCACAAUUAGCUAAUAAAUCCAUUCAUAUUAUUGAUCGUGAUGCUUUAUCGAUAAUUUGGCAAUAUAUGGCAUUACUUGUUAAAAAUAAUGGGGUUAUUGAUGUUCGUGUUGACAUUCCAAAAAUUCUUUGGUCAUCAAAUAAUACAUCGACUAUUGAAGAAUCAUCAUCACAUAAUAAUAAUACAUCAUUAUCAUCAGCAACAUUAGAAAAUUCAUUAAGAGAAUUUCUUGCACUUGGUGAAAUUGAUACAAGUAUUAAAUUUGCUUGUGAAAAUCAAUUUUAUACUCAUGCACUGAUUAUUUCAUAUUUAACCGAUAAACAAUUAUUUGAAAAAACAAUACAUAAUAUUAUAUCAAAUCUUGAUAAUGGCGACGUAUUGAAAACAUUUUAUGAAUUAGGAGCUGGUUCAACACCAUCUGUUGUUACUAAUGUUACCAAAGCACAUUAUGGUGAUUGGAAACGCCAUUUAGCCGUUAUGUUAGCUAAUCGUACGGAUACAAAUGCACAAUUUGUUGAUCUUUGUAUUAAAACAAUGGGCGAUACAUUUAUAACAUCUGGUCGUAUAUAUGCUGGUCAUUUUUGUUAUUUAAUUGCUAAUGUUCCAUUUGGUUCAUAUCGAAAUAAUGCCGAUAAAAUAGCUGUUAUUGGCAGUAUUCAUGCAGGUCAAUCAAAUCUUUCAUUUGCAACAAUUCCAAAUUUACAAUUAACUGAAAUUUAUGAAUAUGCAUUAAGAAAAUGUUUAACAACAUUUAUUCCAUUGAAAAUAUAUUAUACAUCAAAAUUAGUUCUACAUGGUUUGAAAAGAGAAGCAUUAGCUUAUUGUGAAGAAAUUGGACAAACACUUAUUCGACAAGGAAAUACUUCAUAUAUUCAAUUAGUUGAUUUACAAUUAUUUAUACUUAUUGCAGAAAAAUCCCGAGCUUUCAAUCGAAAUUUUCAACUUGAUCCGAUGUCGUAUAAAGAACCAACAUGGUUAAUUGAAUUAAGACGUACUAUUCAAAGUUUAAUUGAUAAUGCAUUCUUAAAUAAAACAGUACGUGAUGAUUCAUUGAAUUCAUCUAUACAACAAAUCAAUCGAGAAGAGAAUAAAUUACAACAACAAACAAAUCUUUCGACUCAUACAGAUAGACAAACAUCAAAUAGCAAGCGAAAAACUGAACAUAUAAAAACUACUGUACCUUCAUCAUCUGCAACUUUUCCACCUGUAACAAAUACAAAUGGUUUAAAUGGUCAUGAUCUAUCAAAUCAAGCUACAACUGAACAAAUACCUUAUUCUAAUCCAGCUUCAACAAAUUAUCAAAAUACUCUUUCAGUUGAUACAAAUGUUCAUUAUACAUCACAAGUUCCAACAAAUUAUUAUCAACCAACAUCACAGCAACAAUACUAUUCGUCUGAUUCUCAACAAACAGAAAUAAAUAAUUAUUCACAACAAUGGCCUCAAUCACAGCAGCAACAACAAGCAAUUCCAACUCAAUCGGAUAUUCUAAAUUCAACAACACAAAUUCCUUCGACAAAUAAUUCAUUUUAUCAACCUCCAAUGGAUCAAUCACCAUAUAUUCAACCAGGUUUUACGAGUACACCAAAUUCUUAUUCAUCUCAACAACAACAACAACAACAACAACAACAGCAACAAUGGUAUCCAUCUGGACAAAUUGAACAACGCGAACGUUUACCAUCAAAUGAGCAACAACAGUUGGAAUCAGUGAGACGUCGUUCAUCGAUUAUAACAUUUAAUCAAACAGAUGAUGUAUUACCAUCAAAUCGACCAUUACAAUCGACAAUAGAUAAUAGAAAAACAUCUUCGACAUCGACUCAAUCAAAUACUAGUAGUCAUAGCCAGAAAACUCAUUCCGAUACGGCUAAUUUUCCUUAUCAACCACCACAAUUAAUGCGUUAUGCAACGAAUCAAACAUCAUCAAUUACUGAAGAACCACAACAACCACAGCAUGCAAGUACACAAGUUAAAAAGAAACAUGCUAUUUUUGAUGAUAGUGAUGAUGUUUUCCCUAAUAAUCAACAAAACUCAUCAGAUAAUAAAUCAAAUAAAACUACAUCAGCAACAGCACAUCAAACAGCUCAAAGUGGGCAAAAAACUGGUAUAGUUGGAAGUCUUUUUAAUCGUCUCGGUUGGAAACGACCAACACAAGCGCAUUUACCUGAUGAUAAAAAGAAAACACUCCAAUAUGACCAACAGACAGGUCGUUGGAUUGAUACAUCAAAAUCAGCUGAUGAACAAGCAUCAACACAAAUUCAACCACCUCCAAUGAUAUCAUCAAACAAAACAUCAUCUUCAUUUGUAACUAAUCCGCCACAACAACAGCCGCAACAACCAUCAUCGUCAUCAACAUAUAAUCCAUCAAUACCAUCUGGACCUUCUCAUUCAUCUCAACCUCGAACAUUAAGUUUCGCUGCUGGAUCAACUACAACAACCACCAGUACGGCAGCACCUCAGACUACAACUGCAGCUUGGCCUCCACAAUCAAAUACUAAUGCCGCACCUACAACCACUCAACCACCGCAACAACAACAACAACAACAACAAAAGCCUCCUGCACAACUAUCAGCUGCUCAACAACGUCUUCAAGCACUCAAACAGCAACAACAACAAACGGCUAUGCAACAGGCUCAAGCUCCGCCAGCUACUUCAUCUAAUCAAUAUUCUCUUAGAAGUCGUCAAAAUCAAUCCCGUUAUGUUGAUGUUCUUGCUUCAAAAGGUGCUGUUGCACCAAGUCCUAAUGUUUCACUCAAUGAUCUUAUACCAACACCGUCAACAGGUAUGCCAACUUUGGCAUCAUCAAACCAACCAAAUAAUUACUUCGUACCAGGUCCCUCACAAUCGACACCUGACAGUCAUGAACAAUCAUCAUUUUCAUCUUGA